This is a messenger RNA of Vitis vinifera (wine grape), 1546 nucleotides long. RefSeq lists its product as uncharacterized. NCBI's taxonomy places the organism in Eukaryota, Viridiplantae, Streptophyta, Magnoliopsida, Vitales, Vitaceae. Gene Ontology annotation, biological process: lipid metabolic process. The record is from RefSeq and is a predicted model, not a curated record. The transcript has 5 exons. The coding region runs from base 139 to 873 and encodes 244 amino acids.
CUAGUGAGUGGACCUUUCGAAAUAAACCAACCACCCUUCAACGCUUCCCUCAACCCAAUACAAGAAGGAAUCGGUUGCCUUCCUCUCUCUGCAGAGUUCCUAAGCAUUCCUUCCACCCUACCCUUGCGAAAAGGCAUCAUGGGCGUGAGAGUGGGGCUCUUAUUUCUUGUUGUGUUGGGCAUUAGCUGGGCCUGUGAUGCUAGACAAUUGCAGACCUCUGAUUUGUCUAGUAAGAGCAUUGGGUUCUCUGAUUUUUCAGUUGUGCUGAUGAAUUCCCUACCAAAAGAAGGGGAAGCUCUAGCUUUGGAACCAGAUGACGGGAAUGAAAAUGUAUGCACCAUGUGCGAGAGGCUUAUUACUGAGGCGCUUGAUCUCCUUGCUGAAAACAGGACCCAGAAAUUGAUCAUUGAAAUGCUUCAUGCUACGUGCUCUGAAGUUCAGUCUUUUAAGCAGCAGUGCAUCACUUUGGUGGACUAUUAUGCUGCUCUCAUUUUCUCCGAGCUUGCCUUGAUUACACCUGGUAAUUUCUGUGAAAAGGCCAAUCUCUGUGGACCGACAUUCACUGCUGGACAACUCUAUCAAGACAGCUGUGUGUUUUGCCGUCAUGCUGUUGAUGAAGUUCUAAUUAAGUUGAGAGAUCCUGACACACAGUUGGAGAUACUUGAGUUGCUUCUGAAAGGUUGUGAUGCUGUGGAGGGCUUGGUGAGAAAGGUGAGAACAAUUCAGGAAUUUAUGCUAGACUAUAAUUUCUUACAUGUUAACAAACUACCCCUUUUCUAUUUCUAUACUUUCACCAUGAUUUCAAAGCAAAGAGAUUUCAAUAAAUGGGUACAUCUAGUUAGUCGACCAAUAACAGUGUCGGAUAUUAGAUGAUUUCAUCAUCAUUCUGCACUCUAAAAUUUGGACUGCCACUGCCCAUCUUGUUGAUCCAAAAUAUCAGCAUUGAGAUCAGAUAAUCAAGAGUAAAAGCAAGAAGGAAAAUUGAAGAAAACUAUCACCUUUCCUGCCUGGUUGAAAAUUUUUUGGUUGUGAGAUGUCUGGGAAGAUGAAGUGGAACAGCCUGUUUGCCUGUUUGAUGAUGAGAGGAACAUUACAUAAUUAUUCUUAAAUAAUUCUUUGGUUCUCUAAUAUUUUAAACUCUUUCUGCAGUGCAAGAGAAUGGUGUUUGAGUAUGGGCCAAUAAUCCUCAACAAUACGGAGAGGUUUUUAGAAAAAAAUGAUGUAUGCACCACAGUGCAUGCCUGUGGUGUGCCCCCAGCUGCUAGCGUUGAAGAAGCAGUAGCUAAAGUGUCGGACUCUUGAAUAUGAUAGCAAAUUGUGCUUUGUAAUACAGUAGUAUAUAUUAUUUGGCUUCCAAGUAUUGGGGUGUGAUGUAAGAUUACCUAUCACAGUUUGUGCUUCCCUGCAAAGUAUUUGUUUCAAAUUACUUCAAUCUUAAAGUAUUCAUGAACUACCUUCGCCAAUUAUCUCACUCUGUAUUUGGCACUUCAUAGGGCUAAUAAAAAUAAAAAUCCCCUUGGCAAAUUUCGGGGAAGAAUCUUGUAUA